This is a messenger RNA of Caenorhabditis sp. 36 PRJEB53466, 1257 nucleotides long. NCBI's taxonomy places the organism in Eukaryota, Metazoa, Nematoda, Chromadorea, Rhabditida, Rhabditidae. The record is from the annotation of a GenBank genome assembly.
AUGCGCUUCACGACGCUCGCCAUCUUCUUUGCCUGUGCUCUUGUAGCCACUGUAAGUAUAUCUACUCACUUCUUUUGGGCCCUUUUCAAAUUGAUACUUUCAGGGCAGCGUUCUCCGUGAGAAGAGACAGUGUGGAUGUGCUCAGCCACAACAGAGCCAGUGCUCGUGUCAACAGGCCCAACAGACUCAGUCGUGCUCGUGCCAAUCUACUCCAGUCCAACAGCAAUCGUCGUCGUGCUCUUGCGCUCAGCCACAACAGACUCAAACCGUUCAGGUAAUAUUGUAGAAAAGAAACGUGAUAUAAAAAAAAGCUUACAGGUGCAAUCCUCGCAGUGCGCCCCGGCUUGCCAGCAGAGCUGUUCCCAGCAGUGUCAGUCCAGCCCAUCGGUGUCCCAAUGUCAGCCAGUCUGCCAGCAGCAAUGCCAGUCCCAGUGCACUCCGAUGUACAACCCAACUACGACGACGACCACGACCACCCAGGCUCCAGUCGUCCAGUGCCAACCAAUGUGCCAACAACAGUGCCAAUCCACCUGUGUCCAGCAGCAGCAGCCGGCUUCUCAAUGCCAGCCACAAUGCCAGCAGCAAUGCAACGUGGCCUGCGAUUCCUCGUCCACCACCACCCAGGCUCCGCAAGUCAUCCAGAUCCAGCUUGAGAUCCAGCAGUCUCAAGCCCAAUGCCAGCCACAAUGCCAGCAACAGUGCCAGUCCUCGUGCGUCCAGCAACAGCAGCCAUCCAGCCAGUGCGAUUCCGCCUGCAACUCCCAGUGCUCCAACAUCUGCCAGCAGACCGCUCAGGCUACCCAGCAGGUCGUAAACACUCAACAACAGUACUACGAUCCAUACAACAACCAGAACCAGGGAUCCUCGUCGAACUGUGCUCCAGCGUGCCAGCCAGCCUGUGACAACUCGUGCACCUCCCAGCAGACUCAGACCGUCGCCCCGAUGUACAACCCAUACGACACCACCACCGAGAGUGCUCCAUCACAGGCGGUCAUCCAGAUUGUCCUCCAGACCUCCGUCGCCCAGUCCGCCCAGUGCACUCCCCAAUGCGAGCAGUCCUGCCAGCAGCAGUGCGUCCAACAGCAACAGCCCGCUUCUCAGUGCCAGACUGCGUGCCAGUCCUCGUGCUCCAACUCCUGCCAGGCUUCUCAGCCGGCCACCACCGCCUGCCAGCAGAGCAACACUUCCAGCAACUCGUGCUCCUGCCAGGCCAACUACUCUCCGUGCGGAAAUGGACAGUGCUGCCGCAGAAAGUAG